AUGACAAAGCCGGUAGUCUACGUUCUUGACCCUUACCACGAGCAUGCAGUAGUGCUUCUGCAGUUGACUAAAUCGGUCGACGUCGUCCUCUGGAAUGACGACCAUAAGGCAGACUGGCGUCAGCAUGCACAGGAAGUGCUCGUGCGAUCAGAAACGCAACUACGAGUCUCCGACUUUGCCCAAGCAAAGCAACUACGUAUUGUAGUGAAACAAGGUGUCGGAUGCGACAACAUCGAUUUAAAUGCCGCCAAAGCUGGCCGGGGUCGCGGUACACAAUAUUCCCGGCUUAAACAGCGAAUCUGUGGCCGGGUUCACUCUCGCUCUAGCCCCCUCCCUGAGCGAAAAGAUUCUACGUUGGAUAAGCUACUCAGAAGCUCGGACGUUGUUCUGCUGCACUUCCCUCUACUCAAGAACAUUAGAGGAUUGAUAAAGGAACGCGAAUUAAAUAUGAUGAAGCAAACAGCAAUCUUGAUCAACGCAGCCAGAGGCGGGAUUGUGGUCGAGAAUGCUUUACUCCAAGCAUUGAAAGAGAAGAAGAUAUGGGGUGCGGCCUUGGAUGCAAUGGAGGUUAAAUCACCCACACUGGACGCAUACAGGAAUUUCUAUGGACUUAACAAUGUUAUUAUUACGCCGCACAUCGGCGCAUCAACGGUCGAGAACCAGAUUAACAGUGGGAUUGCUGCGGCGAGGGCAGUUGGCUGCUUUAGAAGGGAAGAGCAAUGUUCCUGGGAAGUUGGUAUGAAUAUAAUCUACUGUGAACAAGUGAAUACCCUAGAAACAUUCUGUAUGAAGUAGUUCAAACUGACUAGUUACUGAGAGUUCGCAAAUUCCGAGCAUCGCUGCGUUAUGAGAACUGCGAGCUGAAGCCACUCGGGUAUUUUUAGGUAAGAAGUCAAAUUUUCAAGACGUUGUGGAUUCAAUAAAAUAAUUAAGCAAUUCUUUGAUUUGAC
This is a messenger RNA of Talaromyces stipitatus ATCC 10500, 950 nucleotides long. Its product is annotated as D-3-phosphoglycerate dehydrogenase, putative. Gene Ontology annotation, molecular function: oxidoreductase activity, acting on the CH-OH group of donors, NAD or NADP as acceptor; NAD binding. The record is from RefSeq and is a predicted model, not a curated record. The transcript has 2 exons. NCBI's taxonomy places the organism in Eukaryota, Fungi, Ascomycota, Eurotiomycetes, Eurotiales, Trichocomaceae. Bases 1 to 795 code for a protein of 264 amino acids.